Messenger RNA from Exaiptasia diaphana, 2062 nucleotides. Its product is annotated as DNA endonuclease RBBP8. NCBI's taxonomy places the organism in Eukaryota, Metazoa, Cnidaria, Anthozoa, Actiniaria, Aiptasiidae. The record is from RefSeq and is a predicted model, not a curated record. Gene Ontology annotation, biological process: DNA repair. Bases 1652 to 2062 code for a protein of 136 amino acids. The transcript is spliced from 4 exons.
AAUAGAAAGAAUCUUAGUCGUAAUUUGUACAAACACGUCACGAAAGGGCAAGGUUAGAAUGUCUUUCCAUGAAGUUCAAGCCAAUUUAAGAGCACAGACUCCAAAGAGACGAGGUAUCCUGGUAUAUCAAUUUCCUCUGGGAUUGGUCUUAUACUGAAGAGGUUCUCCACUUUGUUGAAUACCAAGCUCUUCAAGGCCUUAACUUUAUUCUUGGAGAGAAGAAUUGGGGCUUUGGAUAAUUUCUGAGAUAAAAUAAAGAAAACUUCUUACAAUGUUAUAAUUUSACUGUACUAAUUAAAUAUAAUAUCUGAAUUCAGUAAUACUGUACAGUACAACUGUCUUACCCCUCCUUUUCCAAUCUGUGUCCUAUUUAGCAAUGUUUGCCAUCCUUCAUCGGAAAUGGGAAUUUCUAAUUUCAUAAGAAGUAACUGCCAGUCUGGCACUGUCAUCGAGGCAACCCUCUUGCUGAGUAGCUCACUCGGAAUUAAAUCGUCAAAUGUUUUCUCGAGACCUAACUCCUUUUCCACUUUGGUAAAUACGUCUUGGAUAAUUUCUUGGCCUUUGUCUCGCAACUCGCCACGCUCGAACAGACAUGAUCGAGCGAUCACGCUCGCCAGUUCUUCAUUAUGAUCUUUACAUAUACUAUGUAUUUUCUCUAAAAUCAUGUUGCACUUUUUGCGAAGUAUCCUUACUUUGUAUAUUUUCCCGUAGUUUCGACUUUCGAUGUCCUCAAUUGAACUCGAGCUCGAUGAAGAAUCGUCGUUGGAUAGCGCGCCAAAAAUUGGCGGGCUUUUCCUUUUACGGUUAACAGAAGACUGUUCAUCGUCUCUUUUGCUAGAUACUGGUGUACUAGUAGAGAUGGGCGGUCUGGUAAUACUUAAGUCGUCUAAACUUGGGUCAGAACUCUCUGUUGUGAUAUCGAGUUGGUUUAUCUUAUCUUUCAGUGCCUCAAACUGACAAGUUUUGGCAAAUUUCGAAUCAUCUAGAUGUCUCUUUCUAAUAUUACCAGCUAAAAUAGCAAAAGUGGUGCCAAGAAGCAAAUCAGUUGAUUGAAUUCUGGAUCCUGCUUCGACGAGCUUCGCGGAGAUAUUAUUGCCAUGUUCGUCUUGUAGCUCUGAUAUCGGGCGGGAAGUUAUCUCUUCGUUGAAACGGCCGAAAAAAUCACUGCUAGAAAACUUCUUUGGCGUUAUGCCGCAUAUAUCACUAUUCAGAACAUACCACUUCUUCCGUGGGUCCAAGUUUUGGGAAAAUACCCGAAAAAUCAUGUUUGGGUUGACGGCUCCACCAUAACUCUGACCUACAUCUUCGAAGAGCGCGCAUAAAAUGUAGAUCAUUUUCGAAUUUGGCGCUUUGAAUAUCAAAACAUACAAAUAAGGAAUAAUCCAAUUGAUAAUGAAACCACCAAAACUCAAGCCAGUCUUGUACCGAUUUGCACACGUUUGCAACACCUCCGCUAAAAGUAUCAUCUUGGGUAGUAAACUGUCAAAAAUCAAGAUUUCUGAUUGGUUCGCAGGAAAUUCCACAACAUUUCUGUAAUGAUUUCCUGACACACGUCAAAACUGACCAAACCAUUGCAACUGGCUCUGAGUGAACUCUUGWUUUGUUUAAUUAGCGUAUAACUUCUAUAUACUUGGUAUAUCCAAUCUAAAACAUGCCUAAAAGAGGRAAAAAAAGGUGGAAGGACCCUGCCUACACUUGCAGGGAUUGUGACGAGUACUACAAAUCUUUUCCCGAAGACGAACGCGAACAGAGGAUUCAAAGAUCUUGCAGACAUAGGUGGGAGCACAGGCCGCCACCGAGAACUCCUCCUGGUUUCUGGGAGAUUGAUUUCCCCACAUCACCGGAGAUCGCGGCAUCGGGUGCUUUGAGGAUUGACAGUGAAGCCGAACAAAGGGAUCGGCAACGAAAAAGGAUGAAUAAUCCUUAUGCCCGAUCCAAAACUAUGAGACGGCGUCGUCUCUACGAGGCGCGGACACAACAGGAGAAGCCAGAACAGGACAAGAAGGAGAAAUCUGAAGAUGAAGAAGAGGGGUCGGGGGAACAACAACAACAACAGAAAUAA